Molecule: messenger RNA, 1226 nt
Organism: Anopheles arabiensis
Lineage: Eukaryota; Metazoa; Arthropoda; Insecta; Diptera; Culicidae
Gene: Bub3
Product: mitotic checkpoint protein BUB3
Exons: 2
Coding region: 78-1061 (327 amino acids)
Biological process (GO): mitotic spindle assembly checkpoint signaling
Cellular component (GO): kinetochore; bub1-bub3 complex; mitotic checkpoint complex
Molecular function (GO): ubiquitin binding
Source: RefSeq, a predicted model, not a curated record
GUUGUGUUCAAAGCUUGUGUUGUGGUGCGGUCGGCUGCUAGAAAUUUGUGGAUUUAUUCGGGUGAAAACACACAGAAAUGGCACGCAAAGCGGAAGUGCAAAUCCUCAACGCACCGAGCGACGUAAUAUCGUCGGUGAAGUUUGCGCCCAAAACGAACCAAUUCCUGCUCGUCGCGUCCUGGGACACCAGCGUCCGGCUGUACGAUGUUGUCAACAAUACGCUGCGGCACAAGUUUUUCCACACCUCGCCCGUGCUGGACUGUGCCUUUCUGGAUUCGGUAAAAACUGUCAGCGGCGGGCUGGACAACACGGUGAAGCUGUACGAUCUGAACACACACAUCGAGCACAACCUGGGGACGCACGAUGCCGCGGUGAAGUGUGUUGAGUACGCGUCGAUGGUGAACGGCAUACUGACCGGCAGCUGGGACCGGACGGUGAAGCUGUGGGACGGGCGCGAGAAGGAGUGUGUCGGCACGUACGACCAGAGCGCCGGCAAGGUGUACUCGAUGAGCUGCAUCGAGGAGCGGCUCGUGGUGGCCACCUCCGACCGGAAGGUGCUGAUCUGGGAUCUGCGACACAUGAGCAACUACGUCGAGCGGCGCGAAUCGUCCCUCAAGUACCAGACCCGCACCGUGCGCUGCUUCCCGAACAAGGAGGGCUACGUGAUGAGCUCGAUCGAGGGCCGGGUGGCGCUCGAGUACUUCAAUCCGAGCCCCGAGUGGCAGAAGAAAAAGUUUGCCUUCAAGUGCCAUCGGUCGAAGCAGAACGAGAUCGAACACAUCUAUCCGGUGAACGCGAUUAGCUUCCACAACGUGUACCACACCUUCGCCACGGGCGGUUCCGAUGGGUUCGUAAACAUUUGGGAUGGGUUCAACAAGAAGCGGCUGUGUCAGUUCCACAUGUACGACAGUUCGAUAUCGAGCCUGUGCUUCAGCGAGGACGGCAGUGCGCUCGCGAUCGCCUGUUCGUACAUGGAUGAGGCCGAAACCCCACCGGAACCGUACCCGGAGCCGACGCUGUACGUGCGCUACGUGAGCGAGCAGGAGACACGACCGAAAUAGGAUGGGACCUUCGAGGGGGAGAGAGGUUUUUGCGCUCUAAAUGUAUUGAAUGUAAUAAACUAAGUUUAGUUAAGUAGAAUUUAAAUCGAUGUACGUGCUCAUCCAGCUUUUCGAUAGGGACGAAAGGACAGAGGAAAUAUAGCCCAUUGACUUCCUGGAAAUAUA